AUGAAACUAGAAGAUGAAAUGAAAUUGAUGGUGGCCACUAAACUACUUGAGAAGAGGGCCCGUAUUUGGUGGAACUCAGUGAAAUCUCGUUCUACUACUCCUUUGACCUGGUCAAAUUUUCUGCAAGAGUUCGACGGCCAGUAUUAUACUUAUUUUCAUCAAAAGGAAAAGAAGAGGGAAUUCUUGAGUCUAAAACAUGGGAAUUUGACAAUAAAGAAGUAUGAGGCUUGUUUUAACGAGCUAAUGUCUUAUGUGCUUGAUCUGGUGAAGACUGAGCAGGAUCAGGCUAAUUACUUUGAGGAAGGGCUCCGAAAUGAAAUCAGAGACCGUAUGACAAUAAUAGGUAAGGAGUUGUAUAAAGAGGUUGUGCAGAUGGCUCUACGGGCUGAGAAGCUUGCGAUUGAGAAUAGGAGGAUUCGGGUCAAGUUUGCUAAAAGGAAGAAUCUGAAUAUAUCUUCGAGUCAGCCAUCGAAAAAGGGGAAGGAUUUAUCUACUUCAGGGAUCGCUACCAUUGCUUCAGUAGCAUCUACUCGACCCCCAUCUCAACAGUCGCAACAAAAGUCUCCUAGAUUCAAUAGAUCAGCGACGAGUGCUCUUGGGAAAAGUUAUAGGAGUUUUGACAGAUGUAUAGACUGGUUGACUACACAUCGGGCAAAAGUGGAUUGUUUCAGGAAGGAAGUUGUACUUCGAAAUUCUGAGGGAGUAGAGGUUGUAUUUGUAGGGGAACGUCGAGUAUUACCAUAUUGUGUAAUCUCGUCUAUCAAAGCUUUGAAACUAGUGCGAAAAGGGUAUCCUGUUUAUUUGGCAUAUGUGAUUGAUACCUCAAAGGGGGAACCUAAGUUAGAAGAUGUCCUAAUAGUAAACAAGUUCUCUAAUGUGUUUCCGGAUGAGUUACUAAGACUACCUCCUGAUCGAGAACUUGAGUUCACUAUUGAUUUAUUUUCAGGUACCACACCUAUUUCCAUUCCUCCGUAUCGAAUAGCUUCAGCAGAGUUAAAGGAGUUGAAAGUCCAGCUGCAAGAAUUAGUAGACAAGGGUUUUAUUCGCCCUACUUUUAUGGACGUCAUGAAUAGGGUGUUCCACCCGUACUUGGUUAAGUUCGUGAUAGUAUUCAUAGAUGACAUUCUGUUGAAGGAAGUGGUUUUCUUGGGACAUGUUGUGUCUGGAGUUGGAAUUUAUGUCGAUCCCAAGAAGAUUGAGGCAAUCUUACCGUGGGAGCAACCAAAAACGGUGACAGAGAUUCGAAGUUUCCUUGGUUUAGCCUGUUACUAUAGGAGGUUCGUUCAAGGGUUCUCAUUGAUAGCUACUCCUCUAACUCAUUUGACUCGUAAAGGAGUCAAAUUUGAGUGGGAUGAUGUCUGCGAAAGUCAAUUUCAGGAGUUGAAGAACCGGUUGACCUCCGCUCUCAUUUUGACACUUCUUGUUAGUGGAAAAGAAUUUACGGUGUACAGUGAUGCCUUUGAAUUAAGAUUAGGGUGUGUGUUAAUGCAAGAUGAGAAAGUAGUAGCUUAUGCUUCUCGACAGCUGAAAAAGUGUGAGACAAAUGACCCUACCCACGAUUUGGAGUUGGCAGCAGAAUUGCAAAAGUCUGAUGAUGAGUUCAAACGGGAAGUUCAAAAGUUGCGAGAUGGAGAAACUAAUGAGUUCAUACUUGGUGAUGACAGUAUUUUAAUGCUUGGGAACCGGGUUUGUGUCCCUAAAGAUGAUCAGCUGAGACGGGUUAUUUUGGAGGAAGCUCAUUCUUUCGCCUAUGCUUUACAUCCAGGAAGCACCAAAAUGUACAGGACUAUCAUGGAAAGUUACUGGUGGCCGGAUCGAGACCCUCGGUUCACUUCUCGAUUUUGGCUGAAAUUCCAAGAAGCUCUUAGAACUAAUUUAAGGUUUAGCACUGCCUUUCAUCCACAGAUAGAUGGUCAAUCUGAAAAGACCAUUCAGACUUUGGAGGAUAUGCUACGGCUUGUGUCAUUGACUUUACGGGGAGUUGGGAUAGACACUUGCCAUUAG
Messenger RNA from Theobroma cacao (cacao), 2004 nucleotides. The record is from RefSeq and is a predicted model, not a curated record. Lineage: Eukaryota; Viridiplantae; Streptophyta; Magnoliopsida; Malvales; Malvaceae.